Molecule: messenger RNA, 2920 nt
Organism: Galeopterus variegatus (Sunda flying lemur)
Lineage: Eukaryota; Metazoa; Chordata; Mammalia; Dermoptera; Cynocephalidae
Gene: ZMAT1
Product: zinc finger, matrin-type 1
Exons: 4
Coding region: 158-1777 (539 amino acids)
Molecular function (GO): nucleic acid binding; zinc ion binding
Source: RefSeq, a predicted model, not a curated record
UAAAAACCUUAAGCAGUUAGUAGAGGAACAUGAUCAGGUAUCUCCAUCAGGAUUUCAGCCAGAGAGGGCAGGUGUGCCUAUUACUACUUCUGCAGAGUUAACUUUCCUGAAGCCCCUUGCUGUGAAGCCUCCUCCAGGUGGGAUUGAAGACAAGACUAUGCCUUCCUCCUCGAGCAGUGAUUUGGAUUUGAAUAAUCCAAAUAAAUAUUGCAAGCUCUGUGCUGCUUCCUUUAAUAGUCCGAUAAUGGCCCAACAACAUUAUGUUGGGAAAAAACACAAAAGAAAUGAAGCUAGGAAGACAUUUGUAGACAAGAAGAGAGAGAAACCUCUUCCAGCAAAAUCAAAUGCAAAUGCACUUAGUACAAGAACCUAUGUUUGCCGUGUUUGUAGUAUCACCUUUACAUCUUUAGAUAUGUUCCGGUCUCACACGCGAGAAAGUGGACAUCAUAUUAAAGAAUCUUCUGUUAUUAAUCCAGUGAAGAAUUCAAAGACACAAAACUCUUAUCAAGAAGAAUGUGCAGAUUAUGUCAAAGUGCAGAAAUCCAGAGAAUUAAAGCCCAAGACAUGUUUCAGAAAGAUGGAAGAGAGUUCUUUGGAUACCCGUGGGUAUAGAGAAGUGGUCAGUUCCAGGCCCAGACAUAGAAUGUUUGAUCAAAGAUGCCCAUUUGAGACUUUCCAGACAUACACAGGGCCAUACAAUAUUUCACAAGCAGUGGAAAACCAGUUACCUCACUAUUUACCAGCUCAUUCAAAGAAGACAUAUGACUCCUUCCAAGAUGAACUUGAAGAUUACAUUAAAGUUCAGAAAGCCAGAGGACUACAUCCAAAGACUUGUUUUAGAAAGAUGAGAGAAAGUUCUAUGGAAACCCAUGGGUAUAGAGAAAUGGUCGAUUCUCAACCCAGAAAAAGAAUAUAUGAGCAAAGAUUUUCAUUUGAGACUUCCCAGGCCUACCAACAGCCAUACUACACUUCACCAGUAGAAGGCCAGUUACCUCAUUGCUUGCCAGCUUAUUCAAAAAAGAAGUAUGACUCUUUUCGAGAUGAACUUGAAGAUUACAUCAAAGUGCAGAAAGCCAGAGGACUAGAGCCAAAGACUUGUUUCAGACAGAUAGAUGAUAGCUCUGUGGAAACCCAUAGGUACAGAGAAAUGGUUGAUACUAGACCCAGACAUAGAAUGUUGGAACAAAGACUCCCAUUCGAGACUUGCCAGACCUACCCAGGACCAUACAAUAUUUCACAAGCAGUGGAAAACCAUUUACCUCAUUGCUUACCAGCUCAUGAUAGCAAGCAGAGAGUAUACUCUGUGAGCUACUGUCAACUCACCAGAGACUAUUUCCCAGAAAAACCAGUACCCCUGAGUCUUAAUCAGCAAGAAAACAACUCUGGCCCAUACAGUGUAGAAUCCGAAGUUUACAAGCACCUGCCCUCAGAAAACAAUAUCAGUGACCAUCAAGCAAGUCAUAAACGGAGACAUCAAAAGAGAAGACGACACCUGGAAGAAGGUGAAGAAAGACCAGAGAAGGAGCAGUCCAAGCAUAAAAGGAAAAGGAGUUAUGAGGAUAUGGAUUUAGACAAAGACAAGAGCAUCAGACAAAGAAAAAGAGAGAGAGAUAAAGUCAGGGUCAGUUCAGGAAAGCUUAAGCAUCGAAAGAAGAGAAAAAGCCAUGAUACACCCUCUGAGAAAGAAGAACGUAAGCACAGGAAAGAGAAAAAGAAAUCUGUUGAAGAAAGGACAGAAGAAGAAAUGCUUUGGGAUGAGUCUAUUCUUGGAUUUUGAACUUUUUGUUUACCCAAGGAUAUAUUGAAGAAAACGGUUAAGACUAUGGAUUUAGACAAAGACAGGAACAUCUGAUGAAGAAAAGAAGUGGAUACAGUCACUAUCAGUUCAGGAAAGCUUAGUUUUUUGUGUAAAAAUUGAAAUUGAAUUGAAAAAAGAAACAGAAAAGCUUAAACCCAGCCUCUGAGAAAGAACAUAAGAAUGCAGGAAGAACAUGUAAGGAAAGGAAACCUGUUGAAGGAAAGACAGAAGAGUCAGUAUUUUGGGAUGAGUUUACUGUUGGAUUUUGAGCUUUUUAGUUUUGUUUCCAUAAAGUUGAAAAAAUGGGUUGAAGAGUUUGACUUCAUGAAAUUCAUUUUACUUGAAUUUUUCUCGGUGGACAGUUACUUUAAACUCUAACAGGGCUGGCUAGUUAGUUCAGUUGGUUAGAGCACCACCUUGUAACACCAUGGUCAAGGGUUCAGAUCCCUAUAUCAGCCAGCUGCAAAAGAGAAAAAGAAAAGUGUACUUGAUCUUCAAAGAUGAGCUCAGAGCCCACCUUUUGGGCUGGCCGGUUAGCUCAGUUGGUUACAGCACCACCUUAUAACUGCAAGGUCAAGGGUUCAAUCCUUGUACCAGCCAGCCACAAAACAAACUCUAACAAAGGGCAAGUGAAAUAUGCCUUUUCCUCAAAUUACUUUCCUUCAUUUUCUAAAAAAAGGAAAAAAAAAUUAUUUCAUGUUUCUUACAUAUAAUGUAAUUCCCCUAAAUGAAGUUGUGUCUACUUUGUACAUCAAAUUGCUGUGACAGUGAAUUAUUUACCCAUGGGAGAUCAUUUAUUUUAAAUGAGAGAAUUACCAGGCAUUGCAGAAUCCAUUCCUUGUUUGGGUUCGUGUUAGUGUUGGUGGUAUUUUAUUGUUGAUGUUGUGUGUUUAUGUUUCUUGGUUUUCUCCAAGGAAAAUGUAUGAAACAAUUUAGACUGAUUUUUUUCUUUCUUAAAUCUAAUUUGCAGUGUAUUUUUGUAUUUUCUAAUUCUGAAAGUGGAAAAUGAAACAGUCUAUAAUAAACUUAGAUGAUAUAUAGUUUUUAAAAGCUCUCAAAAAGUACUGAUUAAAAAUUAGUCUAUAUUCUGGAAAUGUUUAUAUUAAAGUGUUUUAAUUUCUA